This is a messenger RNA of Chelonoidis abingdonii (Abingdon island giant tortoise), 5102 nucleotides long. The record is from RefSeq and is a predicted model, not a curated record. Lineage: Eukaryota; Metazoa; Chordata; Testudines; Testudinidae.
UUCAUUAUUUCAAUACAGAUUUGAACGGUAACUGGGUAGAAAAGACGUGGCCAGGUCCUGCAGCAAGUUAGAACUUCAUUUAGCGUUGGUAGGGAGAAUGAUACAAAGCAAAAUCUCUCAAUUCCAGGAAAAAACUGAUUUUUCCAGUCAGAUUAAACGGAAGUUUGCUUCAGUCUGCUAAGCUUGGAUUUUGCUUCCCUCAGACUAUGCAGUCUCUGGAGGAAACUGAAUCUACCACACUUGCAUAUAUGUGAGCUCAGAUUUAUGACCCUGUCAGCAGAGAGACUUGGUACAAUGGGCUUGAUACUUCCCUAGCGUGGGAUAUUGAAAGAUGCUGGGGAAAAACUUUUAUAUUAAUAUGUGAAUUUGAUCAGUAAAUAAUGGAUCAGGGUUGCCUUUUUCAUACAAUGUUUGUAAGCCUCUGAGUCUCUUGCUUGGCAAGUCAGGAUUAAUCCAAAUUGAAUCCUAGAUCCAGACAGCCCCAAAAUUUGGAGUAUUCAAAAUCUAGAUCACUGCAAUAUCGUCAGUAACCAUGGAGGCCAAAGAAGGGAGAUUGUGUUCUUAAGUUACAUAAAGGUGGUAUAAAUAUUUAAAAGGUUGCUUUUUUCGCAGAAUUGUUCAAAAUGUAGACUCAACUACUUACAUAUAUAAUUAAUUGCUUUAAAUAAGCAUUCUGCAGAAUCUUUCAUAGAUAAAUUCUUAUUCAGAUGGAUUCCAAGGGAAUUAAGUAUCAAACUGAGCAUAGCAACAUAUUGAACGGGAACUUUUUAGUGUUUGCUAUAAUUUCUUUAAUGGGAAUCCUAGGGGGCUACACAUCUCUGCUCUUAAAUUUGUGGACUAGAGUUUUCCUGAUUAAAAAGGGUUAUACAAUUCUUCCCUCCCCAUAUAUAAUCUUAGUCUCUUCUGUUGAUGGAGUGUAGUAGUAAUGAGGAGAUUCAUGCAACACAAGUGAAUGCUGCAUGGACAAAUUGUUUCUCAAACUUGGAGAUAGGGCUAGGAGUGCUAAAUGUUAAUAUUUUUCUGGAUAUUCAUUUUAUUGUGCAUGGGUCUAAUAGACUUUUUAGUUAGCACCAUGCAUCCCUGUGAAGAGAGCAAGGGGACUCUUUUCUUAACUAAGUUACACCUAGCAGUACUUUUGCUUCACUUCUUAUUCGUAACAAACAAUCUCCACUAAUGGCUGUUUAUACUUCAUUUAUUGUGCUUUUCCUUCCAAAUGUUGCCAGCAUUCCUAGUCUCAAGUCAUGGGUUAUAUCUUUAGAAAAUCUGUCAGGUCGUCAUUUUGAGAAUAUCCAUUAUUAAGACUAGAUGGAGAUACCAGAACUGGGGCUAUCUUUUUAACAGGGGAAUGUUGUACUCAUUUCAGAUGCUUCAGGAUAAAUACACGAGCUACCAAGAUCAAUGUUUUUUAUUUACCCGCAACUUAGAUCAAUUAUUUGGCAUCUGUUUGGUUAUUUACUUUCUAGAAGAGAGGGACAAGCAGGGUCCCCUGAAAAGCCGCUGUCUGAUCUGGGUCGUCUCUCAUACUUGGCCUACUGGAAAAGUGUCAUAUUAGAAUACCUUUAUUGCCACCAUGAAAAACAUAUCAGCAUCAAGGGAAUGAGCCGAGCCACUGGAAUGUGUCCACACGAUAUUGCCACAACCCUGCAGCAGCACAGCAUGAUAGACAGGAGGGAAGACAGAUUUGUAAUAAUUAGAAGGGAAAAACUGAUCUCAAGCCACAUGGAGAAACUGAAAGCUAAUCCACGCGUCAAUGAAGUAGACCCAGAAAGUUUGAGAUGGACUCCACUGCUUGUUUCUAAUGCUGCGGUUUCUGAAGAAGAGAGGGAAGCUGAAAAAGAGGCUGAGCGUUUGAUGGAACAGGCUAGCUGCUGGGAAAAGGAAGAGCAAGAAAUAUUCUCCACAAGAACUAAUAGUAGGCAAUCACCUGCAAAAGUACAAUCUAAAAAUAAAUACUUGCGAUCUCCAGAGAGUGUGGCAGUGGUUGGAGAGCGGGGGCAAUCCACAGAGCAAUCUAAAGAAAGCAGUGAGGAUGAUGAGGGGGAUGGGAAUCAUCAAAAUUCACCUCCACGGCUGACCAAACCACAAUCACUGGCCAUAAAAAGAAAGAGACCUUUCAUCUUGAAAAAGAAAAGGGGUCGUAAACGCAGAAGGGUUAAUAGUAGUGUUACAACAGAGACAAUUUCUGAAACAACAGAGGUGUUGAAUGAGCCCUUUGAUCACUCGGAUGAAGAGCGACCCAUGCCACAGCUGGAACCUACUUGUGAGAUAGAUGGGGAAGAUGAUGACUUAAAACCUGUGAUCAGAAAAGUAUUCCAGUAUCAACCUGGUAGGCAGAACCAGGAGGAAGAGGAGGACAAAGAGGAGAAAGACAAUCAUUAUAAAAAUGAUGUUCAGUGUAGAAACAACACAGAGGAUGUAGCUGUCUUGGAAGAAAGCACUAAAGACAAUCCUGAACCUUUGAGGUGUAAACAAGGCUGGCCCAAAGGACUGAAGCGUGAUGCAUCUAAGUGGCGGCAGAACAAAGAAAGAAAGCCUGGUUUUAAACUUAAUUUAUACACCCCACCUGAGACUCCUAUGGAGCCUGACUGCCAGAUAAUAGUAGAGGAACAGAAGCAAGUAUCUGAAGACAAGCCCAGCCAAGUUCUUGCUAUUGCAGAGGAGGAGAUUAAAGAGCCUGUUAAGAAUUUGCAGCCUCAAGAUGAGGUAAAAGAGCUGGAACCUGAGCUUCUAAACCCACCCAGUGAACCCUUUGAAAUCAUAGAAAAUGAUCUAAUGAAAGUAGAGGAAGAAGAAAAAAAUGUAGAGGAAGAUGUUGCCAGUGCAAAAAAUCAAGAUAAAGAUCCACAGAAGGAAACGUGCGUGCAAAAAGAUGAACCUGAGCAUUUGGAUGAUCAUGAAGAGGAAGAGGAAGAAGAGGAAGAACCAUCUCACAAUGAGGAUCAUGAUGCAGAUGAUGAAGAUGAUAGCCAUAUGGGUUCAACAGAAGUGGAGAAAGAGGAGUUACCAGGAGAAGCCUUCAAAGAAGUGCUAGAGAACCAGGAGUCUUUUUUAGACUUAAAUGUACAAACUGGUAAUUCAAAUCAAGAGGACUUAAUGGAUUGUGGUGUUGACCUUGCAGCUGAGUGUGAAGGUGACCAUAAUGAGCUUACUGAAGAUUCAGGGCCUGUGCCUGAAUCUGAUGAUGAUCAUACAGAUAAUAAUCAGGACCAAAAGGAGAGUGAAGAGUUAAAUUCUGAUUUCAAGGAAGAAAAUACUGAAAGCAUGGAGAUUGAUUCAGAGACAGUACAAGCAGUCCAGUCUCUAACCCAGGAAACAGCUGAACAGGAAGAUGCAUUUCAGGACUGUUCAGAGACGCAAGAGGCAUGUAGAAGCCUGCAGAAUUAUACUCAUACUGACCAAAGUCCACAAAUGACCACACUGGAUGAUUGCCAACAAUCUGACCACAGUAGCCCAGUCUCAUCUGUCCAUUCUCAUCCUAGCCAGUCAGUUCGUUCUGUUAAUAGUCCAAACGUUCCUCCAUUAGAGAACAGUUAUGCUCAAAUCAGCCCAGAUCAAAGUGCCAUCUCUGUGCCAUCUUUACAGAACAUGGAGACCAGCCCAAUGAUGGAUGUCCCAUCAGUUUCUGAUCAUUCACAACAAGUUGUGGAUAGUGGGUUUAGUGAUCUAGGAAGCAUCGAGAGCACAACAGAAAACUAUGAAAACCCAAGCAGUUACGAUUCUACAAUGGGAAGUAGCAUCUGUGGAAACAACUCUUCCCAAAACAGUUGCUCAUAUAGCAACCUUACAUCUAGUAACCUAACGCAGAGUAGCUGUGCAGUGACGCAGCAAAUGUCUAAUAUUAAUGGAAGCUGCAGUAUGAUGCAACAAACCAACAUAAAUUCUCCUCCUACCUGUAAUGUAAAAUCUCCUCAAGGCUGUGUUGUUGAGAGGCCACCAAGCAGCAACCAACAGUUAUCUCAGUGCAGCAUGGCUGCUAAUUUUACACCACCUAUGCAGUUAACUGAAAUCCCAGAGACUGGCAAUGCCAACAUUGGCCUAUAUGAAAGAAUGGGUCAGAGUGAAUUUGGAGCAGGGCAUUACCCACAGCCAUCUGCCACCUUUAGCCUUGCGAAACUGCAACAGUUAACUAACACACUUAUGGAUCAUUCAUUGCCUUACAGCCAUUCAGCUGCUGUAACUUCCUAUGCAAACAGUGCCUCUUUGUCUACACCCUUAAGUAACACAGGGCUUGUUCAGCUUUCUCAGUCUCCACACACUGUUCCUGGAGGACCCCAAGCACAGGCUACUAUGACCCCGCCCCCUAAUCUUACUCCACCUCCCAUGAAUUUACCUCCUCCCCUUUUGCAGCGUAACAUGGCAGCAUCAAAUAUUGGAAUAUCCCAUACCCAAAGACUGCAAACUCAGAUGGCCGGCAAAGGCCAUGUGUCUGUGAGAACCAAAUCAGCCCCUCUGCCCCCAGCUGCAGCAGCCCAUCAGUCACAAAUCUAUGGGCGUGCUUCACAGACUGUGGCUAUGCAAGGACCUGCACGGACCUUAACGAUGCAACGUGGUAUGAAUAUGAGUGUAAAUUUGAUGCCAGCCCCCGCUUAUAAUGUCAAUUCAGUGAACAUGAAUAUGAACACCCUUAAUGCUAUGAAUGGAUAUAGUAUGUCCCAGCCCAUGAUGAACAGUGGAUAUCAUAGUAACCACGGAUAUAUGAAUCAAACACCCCAGUACCCUAUGCAGAUGCAGAUGGGAAUGAUGGGAACUCAGCCAUAUGCACAGCAGCCAAUGCAGACAGCACCACACAGUAACAUGAUGUACACUCCUCCAGGGCAUCAUGGCUACAUGAAUACUGGCAUGUCUAAACAGUCUCUUAAUGGAUCCUACAUGAGAAGGUAGGCUCUUUGGCGAGUCAGAUUACCAAACUGGCGUAUUGGAUUGAUCUGCACAAAUAGGAGAGUACGAUUUCAAAACCAGCAAUCGGUGUGAAUGCAAAAACAUUUGUUGGCACCAUGUUAAAAGCUGUAUGCAGCAGAAAGCCUUAUACAAGUUUUUUUUUUCUUUUUCUUUCUUUUUUUUUUUUUUUUUACCUCUUUUUUGUUGUUUUUGUUCUAGAGGGA